Messenger RNA from Toxorhynchites rutilus septentrionalis, 3516 nucleotides. RefSeq lists its product as uncharacterized. The record is from RefSeq and is a predicted model, not a curated record. Gene Ontology annotation, molecular function: nucleic acid binding. Lineage: Eukaryota; Metazoa; Arthropoda; Insecta; Diptera; Culicidae. The transcript is spliced from 3 exons. Bases 1 to 3516 code for a protein of 1171 amino acids.
AUGCGGAAGCGGGAAAUGGAGCAAGAGAAAGCGCUUCUAGAGAAAUCACUCCGAAAAGAGCAGGAACAUAUGCAACAAAUGGGGCAGAUGCGGAAUCGCUACCAGGAGAUGAUGGCGGAAAUUAAGAAGAAAACUGCGAAGCCAGAGACAGCAGCUGAGGAGAAAAACAAAGAAGAGAAGUACGUAAAGGAGAAUGAAUUAAGCGGCUCCGAAGAUGAAGAAUACGAGUCCGAGGAAGAAUAUGACACAGAGUGCGAGGAAGAAGAUCCCGAAGGGGAAUUGGAAAAUAAUGAGAAAAAGAAAGAUAAAAAGCAAAUCAGUAAGAAAGUAGAGUCACACGGGCUGGGGCGACAAUCUGCAGGGCCUACAAAGGCACAGUUGGCCGCGCGAAAUGGAAGUUAUGAAGCGUCGAAUGAGGCCUGCGGUUACAAUGAUAUUGAAAAUCUUGUACGCCUGCAGGAGUGCCUUAAGGGACCCGCAUUGGAAAACGUUCGUGGACAGCUGCUGAUGCCGAAGCCAGUUCCGAAGGUGAUAGAGAAACUGCGACAACUCUACGGCCGGCCGGAACAGCUCCUACAAUUCCACCUAAGAAAGGUGAACCGCUUGGAGGCGCCGAAGUCUGAUAAGUUGGAAACAUUCAUUCCAUUUGGAAACGCCGUGGAGCAGAUGUGUGACCACAUUGAAGCUGCGAAGAUGAAGGAACAUCUGACAAACCCAUUGCUACUGCAAAGUCUGUUGGAUAAAUUACCGUCACCAGACAAAAGAGAGUGGGUGCGCUUCAAGAGCAGCAAGAAGAAGGUGAACCUGAGGACUUUUUCGGACUUCCUGGCGAGAAUCGUCUCGGAGGCUUGCGAAGCAAACGCAUGUAACGCGACGCCAGUGAACGAGACGAGAAGCGGAAAAAUAGGUAGAGCGGGAAUGAAAGAGAAGGGAGCAGUCUACAGCCACAGUACUCUGAUGAGUUCAGGAGAAAGCACUCCACUGGGAAAAUCGUCGAACGCAAGAUUGAAACCUUGCAAAGCUUGCAAACGUACGGAUCAUCGUCUACGCUUUUGCCAAGACUUUAGGGCUAUGUCGUUCGCUGAUCGUAUGAAAAUAGUUGAGCUGGGCAGGUUGUGUAAAGUCUGCCUGAACGAUCAUGGAGUCGCACCGUGCAAGUUUAAAAUUCGAUGCAACGUUGAAGAAUGCCAAGAACGUCAUCAUCCACUAUUACAUCCGGUUCACUCAAGAGUUGUUAUGAACACUCAUCAUCACGUGCAAGGCGAGAUAAUGUUCCGGAUGAUUCCCGUGACAUUGCAUCAUGGUAGCAGGGUGGUGAAAACGCUAGCGUUCUUGGAUGAAGGAGCAUCGAUAACAUUGGUGGAACGGACGUUGACUGACAUGCUUGGGGUAGAAGGUGUUCAUGAGCCACUGACGAUUACCUGGACAGCUGGUAAUCGUCAGUGGCUCAUGAACACCUGGAAUGGAAGAAAUUCGACGAAGCUGAACCUGUGGGUAUCCUCAACCGGAAGCGAAGGGAAGCUACUCCUGAAGGCAGUGCAGACGGUGAAGCAGCUUCUUCUUCCCAAACAGGCAGUAGACGUGGCCGAAAUGAGUGCAGCAUACCGGUACCUUCGUGAUGUCCCAUUAUCGUCGUACUCACAUCAGCGACCGGGCAUGCUUAGUGGGCUGAACAACCUACACGCCAUCGCACCGGUUGAAGUUAAAAUGGGCCAGCAAGGAGAACCGAUAGCCGUUCGCUCUCCACUCUGUUGGGCAGUGUACGGACCAACUAAAAAGUCUAAACAAGCGCGGAAUUUCGUCGGGUAUCACCAAGCAGUUUCCAACGAAGACCUGCAUACCUUGCUGAGGCAACAGUACGCACUGGAGGAAUCGGUAGUGGCGGUGUCGCAAGAGUCGAAAGAAGAAAAAAGGGCUCGUGAGAUUCUAGAGCGAACCACGGCCCGCAUUGGUGACCGUUUCGAAACCGGGAUGCUGUUGAAAACUGAUGAGUUGCAGUUGCCGAACAGCUACCCGAUGACGGUGCGCCGAAUGAAGCAGCUGGAGAAAAGAUUGGAACAGACACCAGAGUUGUUUGACAAUGUACGAAGACAGAUUGUAGAGUAUCUGCAGAAGGGAUAUGCGCAUCUAGCGACGCCGGAAGAACUGGCGAAAUUUGCUUCGGGGUCAUCAUGGUUCCUACCAAUCAAUAUUGUGCGGAAUCCGAAAAAGCCUGAGAAAGUGCGACUGGUCUGGGAUGCAGCAGCGACAGUCGAUGGUGUCUCUUUAAAUUCGCAGCUGCUCACGAGACCGGAUUUACUCACUCCAUUACCGAAAGUCAUCUGCCGUUUUCGUGAACGGCCUAUCGGAUUUGGAGGAGAUUUAAGAGAAAUGUUCCACCAAAUAAGGAUACGAGAAAGCGAUAAAAGGUUGCAACUGUUUGUGUUCCGGAAUUCUCCCAAUGAUGCCCCCAGCGUGUACGUGAUGGAUGUUGCCACGUUUGGAUCGAAGUGCUCUCCGAGUCAAGCCCAAUUUGCGAAGAACCUGAAUGCGAUGGAGUUCGUCGAGCAGUUACCGGAAGCAGCGGCAGCCAUAGUGGAGAGUCAUUAUGUCGACGAUUACUUCGACAGCGUUGAUACAAUCGAGGAAGCUGUUCGGAGAGCAAAAGAGGUAAAGUUCAUCCAUUCAAAAGGUGGGUUCGAGAUAAGGAACUGGGUUUCAAAUUCUGGGAUUUUUCUCGAUGAACUGGGCGAAAUUAAAGCGUUGCAAGCAGUGCAUUUUAACUGGGACAAGGAAAAUGGAACAGAAAGGGUACUGGGAAUAGUAUGGGAUCCGAACCAAGAUGAAUUCUCGUUUUCGAUGGAACACCGGCAGGAUGUAAAGCCAUAUCUUUUAGAUGGUGUACGCCCAACGAAACGAAUCGUCCUGAGUUGCGUGAUGGGGUUUUUCGAUCCACUGGGACUGCUCACUCCGUUCACGAUCCAUGGGAAGUUGGUGAUUCAGGACUUGUGGCGAACCGGAUGUGACUGGGACGAAGUGAUAGAUGAUACCACCUUUGCAAAGUGUUACUUUCCAGAAAUCCGUUCGUCUUCUAUCGAGUCUUUGGAGUUGCAUAUUUUUACCGACGCAAGCAUGCACGCAUACGGCUGCGCAGCAUACUUCCGGGCUGUGAUCAAGGGAAAUGUUCGGUGCUCGUUGAUAAUGUCUCGGUCGAAAGUGUCUCCACUUAAGCUCCAAUCGAUUCCAAGGCUGGAAUUGAUGGCUGCAGUCCUCGGUGCUAGAAUGUUACACACGGUCAAGUCCAAUCACACGCUGCAUAUCUCGAGACAGGUUUUGUGGAGCGACUCUCAAACAGUGCUGAGCUGGAUCCGCUCCGAUCAGCAUAAAUACAAACAGUUCGUCGCCUUCAGGAUCGGUGAGAUUGUGGAACUAACGUCUGCAAGCGAUUGGAGACAUGUUCCGUCAGAUAAGAAUAUUGGAGAUGUCGUGACUAAAUGGGGCAUAGGACCACCAUUGGAUUCAAACGUUCCUGCAUGA